This is a messenger RNA of Kwoniella botswanensis, 1107 nucleotides long. RefSeq lists its product as uncharacterized. Lineage: Eukaryota; Fungi; Basidiomycota; Tremellomycetes; Tremellales; Cryptococcaceae. Gene Ontology annotation, molecular function: 2-oxoglutarate-dependent dioxygenase activity. The coding region runs from base 1 to 1107 and encodes 368 amino acids. The transcript has 5 exons. The record is from RefSeq and is a predicted model, not a curated record.
AUGCCAGUAGCUGUCCCACAAAUCUUCAAGUACGAUUACGUACCGGAGACUAAAGAGAACUUGGAUUGGGCUGACCUACCUACAAUCGACUUAUCUAAAUUUUCCAACCCCGAGGGAAAAGCUGAACUUGCUCAAAUAUUGAUCGAAGCAAUUCGAACUAAAGGUUUCUUCUACGUUACCAACUUCGGUAUCCCCCAGGAGAAAGUCGAUCGACAAUUCUACCUCGGUUCCAAGUUUUACGAUUUACCAUUAGAGGAGAAAUCCAAAUAUAUUCCUGAUUUGGAAAAUGGGGAGUAUAAUGGGUAUAGACCUGCUGGAAGAGCUGCGUUGGCUGGGGGUGUAAGGGAUCAGACCGAGGUUUAUAAUAUCCCUAAAUUCGACGGAUACCACGAUAGAGAUCAUCCAGAUGUAAUCAAAGAGAACAUCGGUGAGAUCGAAGAAUUUGCCCGAUCACUUCACACCAAUGUUCUUGAUCCUCUUCACGCCCUAAUCGCCAUCGCCCUCGAAUUGCCAGAAGAUUUCUUCAUCAAUCUCCACAAGUACGAGAACCCUUCAGAAGAUCAUCUUCGUUAUAUGAUGUACAGGCAUUUCUCAGGUGAUCAACUCAAGAAACUCACAGAGGAAGGUGAUGGGUUGUAUUCAUUGGGUCAUACAGAUUUGGGUACAUUGACUUUAUUAUUCCGACAACCUGUCGCUGCGUUACAGAUCAAAGAUCAUAAGACGAAUGAUUGGAAAUGGGCUAAACCACUUGAUGGUUCUUUGACUGUCAAUACCUGCGAUGCGUUGAGUUUCUUAACUGGAGGUUACAUCAAAAGUACCGUUCAUAGAGUAUCGGUCCCUCCCCCUGAUCAAAAUCAGUACGACCGACUAGGUUUACUCUACUUUGCUCGACCCUCCAACGACCUCCCAUUGAAAACUAUCAAAUCCCCCUUGUUGGAAAGAGAAGGUUUCACUCAGAAUGAAUUCGAGAAAGGUGGUCACAAAGUACCUACGAUGGGAGAGUUCGUCAAGCUCAAGCAGACUUGGCAACAGAAGAAGAGACAGAACUAUAGGGAAAGGGAAGAUGAGGUGAUUGUAGAAGGUUUCAAGGGGAAAUAUCAUGAUUAG